Molecule: messenger RNA, 5268 nt
Organism: Alligator mississippiensis (American alligator)
Lineage: Eukaryota; Metazoa; Chordata; Crocodylia; Alligatoridae
Gene: BUD13
Product: BUD13 homolog
Exons: 11
Coding region: 68-2497 (809 amino acids)
Biological process (GO): mRNA splicing, via spliceosome
Cellular component (GO): RES complex; U2-type spliceosomal complex
Molecular function (GO): RNA binding
Source: RefSeq, a predicted model, not a curated record
CUGGUUUGUCCCCGCCACCGCCCCGUAGCUACUUCCGGUUGGUCGCCGUAGCCGCUUCCGGAGUGUCAUGGCGGCGGCGCCGGGGCUGAGCAAGGCCGAGUACCUGCGGCGCUACCUGGGCGGCCCCGACGCGGCGCCCGGCGGGAAGCGGCGCAAGCGGCGCAGGAAGGCGCCGGGCGGCAGUGGUCUGCGCAUCGUGGACGACGACGUGAGCUGGAGCAGCCUGGGCGCCGCCGACGGCCCCGAGCGCGACGAGGAGGAGGACGAUGAAGGCGACGAGCCCGUGGUGGCAGAAUUCAUCGACGAGCGCCCGGACGAAGUGAAGCUGAUGGAAGAAUUCCGAACGAACAGCAAGUGGAAGGUUUUAGGAGAACAGGAUGAAGAUUCCAGAAGCUCAGACCGGUCUCUGACUGCCAAGUCCUUAACCAGUUCAGAAGUGACAAAGCGGAAGAAAAAUAAAAGCUCGCCCGACCCGUCACCGCCACGUCAGGUCCGCCACGACUCGCCUGACCCAUCGCCGCCGCGCCGGGGCCGCCACGACUCGCCUGACCCAUCGCCGCCGCGCCGGGGCCGCCACGACUCGCCUGACCCGUCGCCGCCACUGCACUGGGGCCGUCACGACUCACCCGAUUCAUCCCCGCCACCACGCUGGGGCCGCCACGACUCGCCUCACCUGUUGCUGCACCGGGGCCGCCACGACUCGCCCGACCCGUCACCACCGCGCUGGGGCCGCCACGACUCUCCCGACCCACCACCGCUGCGCCGGGGCCGCCACGACUCGCCUGACCAGCGGCCGUUGCGCCAGGCCCGCCACGACUCACCCGAUCCAUUGCCGCUGUACCGGGGCCGCCACGACUCGCCUGACCCGUUACCACCGCGCCGGGGCCGCCACGACUCGCCUGACCCGUUGCCACCGCGCCGGGGCCGCCACGACUCGCCUGACCCGUUGCCACCGCGCCGGGGCCGCCACGACUCGCCUGACCCGUUGCCACCGCGCCGGGGCCGCCACGACUCGCCUGACCCGUUGCCACCGCGCCGGGGCCGCCACGACUCUCCCGACCCAUCGCCGCCGCGCCGGGGCCGCCACGACUCUCCCGACCCAUCGCCGCCGCGCCGGGGCCGCCACGACUCUCCCGACCCAUCGCCGCCGCGCCGGGGCCGCCACGACUCUCCCGACCCGCUGCCGCCGCGCUGGGGCCGCCACGACUCUCCCGACCCAUCACCGCUGCACCGGGGCCACCACGACUCUCCCGACCCAUCGCCGCCGCGCCGGGGCCGCCACGACUCUCCCAAGAGAGCUCAUUCAGUGUCUGGUAGAAAAGGCAGCAGAGUUGCAGAUGGGUCCUUGCCAGGAGGACAAUCUGUUUCGAAAACGGGCUUCCUGGAGAAGUCGUCCUCGAGCCAGAGGCGCCAGGCUACACCAGAUCUCUCACCUCCUAGGAAGAACCGACACAAGUCUGAGCUAGAAACAUCACCGCCCCAGAGGAAGAGGCCUGGGUCCCCAAGCGGCCCCAAAAGGCCAAGCAGCACAAGAGGUUCUUCUCCAGGCAGUAAGAAGUCCCAGCAGGCAUCGUCUUCCAACAGGCGCCAGAGACAUGAUUUGGACGCUUCGCCACCACGGAAGAGUGCCCAGAACUCUGAUUCAGACCUUUCCCCACCGCGGAGAAAUCCCAGGCCAGGCCACUUGCAUCGUGACUCCCCUCCUGGUCUUGCUCCUUCCAAAAGGCUUCGGGACAAGUCUUCAGAUUCUGAUUUAUCUCCUCCCCGAAGGAGUCAGGCCUCUGGGAAGAAACACCACAGUUCAAGGAGCCCUUCUGACCUCUCGCCACCUCUUCGAGGACAGGACUGUAAAGGAUCUCCCCAGAGAGAGAGAAGAGAAGGCCAGAGAGCUAGUCAGAUGCUGUCUGGGGGAAAAGCUGGAUUGGUGUCGGCCGACCUGCUGCGGCAAGAACAGCAGGAGCUCCGGAGACGGGAUAGAAGUAACAAGCACUUGGAAGAUGAAUCCCAGAAUGCAGAAACUGUCUUCCGAGACAAGUCAGGCCGCAAGAGAGACCUUGCCCAAGAGCGACUUGAGCAGCAGAAGAAAGCGGCGGAGAAGGCUAGGAAAGACGAGCAAUAUGCCAAGUGGGGCAAAGGCCUGGCUCAGAGCAAACAGCAGCAGCAGAAUGUGGAGGAUGCAAUUAAGGAGAUGCAGAAGCCCCUAGCUCGUUAUAUUGAUGACCAGGAAUUGGAUCAGAUGUUGCGGGAGCAGGAAAGAGAAGGAGACCCCAUGGCCAACUUCAUAAAAAAGAGGAAGACAAAAGAGAGCAAGGACAAGAAAGAGAAACCCAGGUACAGUGGACCAGCACCUCCGCUCAACAGGUUUAAUAUAUGGCCUGGCCAUCGCUGGGACGGGGUGGACAGGUCCAAUGGAUUUGAACAGAAGCGCUUUGCUAGACUAGCCAGCAAGAAGGCCGUCCAGGAGCUCGCCUACAAGUGGAGCGUUGAGGACAUGUAAAGCUAAAUGGGAUAGGGGAUGGAGCUUUUGACUUGUUUUCCAGGUGGCAGCGAGACCUCUGUACACCUAGGGCCGCUGCCACAGCUAUACGAGAUGGCUCAUUCUUCCCUGCUGCCCCUAGCCCUCAGUGUUGAACUGAACUGUCUUUGGGGGUCACUGCUGGUUUUCAAGGAGAGCUUACGGUGCUCCUGGAACACGACGGAAAUGGGGUUUCUCUCUCCACUCGGGUAAAGAGAAGAAAAGGUUCCUGGGGUUCAGAGAAGAACUGCAGCUAUACCAUGAGCAACCAGAAGACUUGCUGUCCUAGGAAAAUACAGCACCCAGGAGCGCUUCUGCUCUCUAGGAACCUGCUGCACCAGGUAGAGACAAUGAUUUCUGGCCUGACUCCAUCUUUUUUACCAGUUGAUAUAAAGUCUGUAUUUAAGUCUAUUUUCAGCCAAAUCCAUUUUCCCCCAGGGUUUGUUCCACAGAUCCCUGAUUCUUCUGCUGUCCCAAAUCUCAGGGCCUGUUAUGGGGAGAGGGGAGGGUUAAGAAAAACUCGUUUGUAGGGGCAGAAUUCUUUUAUGCACUAGGACUAUGAGUGAGAUGUCCAUGCAAUGCCAGCAAGUAUUUGCAGGUAGUGAUGACAGCGAGGCCUUCACCACUGGCUGACUUGCCUCUGGCAGAUCUAUCUGGUAUCAGUGGUGACAAAGUCAAAAAUAGCUGUGUUUUCGAUAAGUUCAGGUGGCUUCUCUGCCUUGUAGGGAACAUUUAUAACGUAGACGUUUCUCCUAGUUCUCAUCUGAGCAGUGAUAGGCAGCGAAAUGUUCACCAGCAACUGCUGCUCCAGUUAGAGCAGGGGGUCUCCAGGGACUGGUGGUCACUGUCUGGAGGAAGGGGUAUGGGUGGAAAAUGGUAUUGUUGUGGUACAGAUUGUUGCUGUAUCUGAUGCAGCAAAGCCCCCCCGUGCAGAAGCUCCCGCAGCCAGUCUAAGGCUACUUAUUAGUGAGAAGAUGCAAGUAAAUGGGGGGUUUAAAUGAUUUCAGCCCGAUGUUGUUUUCUUUUGGGAUCUGAUGGCAGGGAGCCGGGGCGUGGUUCCAGGAGAGCAUCCUUGAUUCCAUUAGACAGGCUUGGCAGUUGCUCAGUUGCCAUGUCUCAGCCCAGCCAUCUGUCAGCUGAGACCAGAAAUGUAAUUGUACUAGAGCAGACCUCUUAAACAAACCAGGCCAAGACUCUGAGCUACGGCUCGUGCAGAAACAGUUGGCCUGUUCCCUUCUGGAGAGAGAGCACCUCUGGUCGUCAGAGUCCCUCUUUGCUUACACUGCAGAGAAAACGUGUUGAAUGCAGCCAGCUGUUUUCAUGGAAGCUGCCUGCUUGAUGGGAGCUUGGGGCUGGUGAUGUGAAUUGGGCUUUGGCCCUUCUGUGUGCUGGGCCUGGAGAGGCAGUGGGGGGAGACGGUACCACAGAUAUUUUCAUAGGAAAUGUAUGAACCUUGGGCAUCUCCCCUCUGCGAGGUGGUGCAGCCCCUUUUUUAUUUCCUGCAUUGAGCUGAUGGCUCGGAGCCUGUCUGAGGCUCUGCACAACUGUUGUUUAUUAAUAUGUUUGUGCAGUGCAGGGUUUCUUCUUCUUUUUUUUUUUUUUUAAAUCCACAAGAGAAAAUGGGUGAAAAAUAGCCAAGCUGCAGCCAGCUGGAGGAAGGCUUGGACCUGAUUUUUCUAGCAUCUGCUGCCAUCGCAGAGUCUGCAAUUAGUGCAGCUGAACAAAUUGUGCUUCACUAACACCUUUCAAAGUCUGCUGGAACUCGCCCGGGCUGCAAGCAGGCACUUGCUGGACCCCAGCUGCUGUGACAGUCUCCUGCAGCCACCGGGGAACAGCACUUCAGCCUCGUCGCGUGCUGAGAGGCAGAUGCGCACCCCACCUUGCUGCGCAUAAGCUGCUGAGCGUUUAGGCGGCCAGUGGCUGAGGCCAGGAGGGUGCUGAGCUCCUGGGGGAACAGUGGUUUUGCCUGAGUAAUUAAGCUUGGUGACUCUGAGCCUGAGCAGCAUGUGGAAGGGCAGGUAAGAGUGCAGUCGUGGGGCCCUGCUGUAGCCCAUGGAUCAAGGAAAGUGAUCGGGAGAUGGAGUCUCUCACGCCAAGGCCAUAACAGUUGCUAAAGCUAACAGAAGCGUUUCCAGCAUCACAUGCACGCUAAACGCAAUCUUCCUGUUGUGUUCUCCACUGCCUUCACCCACUUCUGGAGUCCAAGGUGAUUGCACCCUCCAGAGGCCUUGCACUAGGCACGGUUGUUCUGGCGACAGGAGGGAGAAGCAGCACAAGGAAGGGCCUGGUUAUACCACAGAUGCUGUGGCGCAAACGCAUACCUACAGUGCAUACUGGCCUGGGGAAAGGUGCGAUACCCAUCGACACUUCCGCCCAUAAUGUGAGAGUUGGAAACACCUUCAGAGUUUUGAAUGGAUGCAAGCUGCCGGCUGCUGCCCUCUGAAGAUCUAGGCGAAUACCCUCGUGUUUUUGUCACCCACUUUCUCCGUUCCACAGUACUGCACUACUGCAUUCCUCUUACUGCAGCCUUGUAGAAAACUGCUGCCCCUGGGUUGGAGAGCACCGUAGUUUUCUCAGGACCAUUCCAACACCACUGCUAAGCAUGAGUUGUCUGAUACCCGUUCGCUGCACUAGCUUAUUUUUUUGCAACUUAUUUUAAAAGUUAAAGUUUUAGGCACUAGCAAAGGCACGUUGUUUGUACACCCAAGUUCAUUAUGAUGUGGAAUUUGUACCAUAAAACUACUGUGUUUUUA